GUCCUUGCAAAGCUGAGGGAGAGGCAGGCAUUUUAGAGCUUGGAGGCCCCGAAUCUGUGUGUGAUGUUUGAGCAGUGGGCAGGCUUGGUAGGGAUGGACAUUUGGGCCUGGCAUGAGAAACCCAGGGUAGGUGGACCUGGGCUUGGUCCCUGAGAACAUGGCUAGGACAGAGUGUGGGGGAGGGGACACCAGGCUUGGGUUCUGGCUUUCCGGAGGCCGGGACACUCCUAGGGGUUGGAGUCUGUCCAUUCCUAGUUUAAAGCCUUUUGCUCGUGGCGUUUGGCAUUUGACAGUGACUGAGCAAAGGAGUGAUGGCGUGCAGAUGAUGGGGAGGAAGGAUUAGCCAUCAGAGCCUAUUUGGCCUGGACAGUUGCUAAGAGGAAGGGAAUUCUCAGUGUUUGGCUGUAGCCAGUGGAGUUGCAGGUGGGUCAGGACUGGGCCCAGCCUGUGCUUCCUGGGAGAGGAGUACUUAACCAGUGGGCAUGAAAAUGGAGUGUGUACCUGAGAAGCAGGCGUGUGUGGAUUUUUGGAGCCCUGGUGUGGGCAGAUGCCUCCCUCAACACAUUAUUGAAACUGUGGUGUAGCUGUGAGAACCCAAAGAGUAAAUAGAGGGGCCAAGGCUGAGAGGAGGAAGGGACCGUGGAGUUUGAGGGUGACUGUGGUGUCACCAGGAGGCAGGUUGAAUGCAUCACGGUCACGGGUGACAAUAAAUUUUAUGUCUUUGUCUAGACAGGACAGUGAACAGAGAGCCCUUGUACCAGGUGUUAGGGAGAGGAGAGCCCUGCUUGGAAGUGACUUUCAGCUGGGUGGGUGAAGGCUGCCCGAAGUGUGAACAGGCCCAGAUACGAGUGCCCACGAUCUGGGUACCACAGACAUGACAGCCAGUGCUGGGGACUGAGGAAGAGACAGUGUGGCGACAGUUUUCCUGAGGUUGGCCCGGAAGGUGGAGGGAAGCAGGCAGCAGAAGCCCGGACCGGUCAGAGGAACUGGAAGUGCAAGUGUGCUGGUUCAGGUUCCGAGCUCGCCGCCCGGGAGCGGCAGCGCGCUCCGGGCAGCUGGACAAACCCCGCGCCCGGCUGCGCUGCGCCAUGCCGGAGGGCUGAGCGUCGCGGACGCUGCUCUCUGGGACACAGCAGGACUUGGUCCCGCUUUGCGUGGGGACUGCGCGCGCCAGGGCCGAGCCCGGGCCGCUGACCAUGGUGCUGCCGCCUCCGGACCGGCGCCACGUGUGCCUGACCACGCUGGUGAUCAUGGGCAGUAUGGCCGUCAUGGACGCAUACCUGGUGGAGCAGAAUCAGGGCCCGCGCAAGAUCGGCGUGUGCAUAAUUGUGUUGGUAGGCGAUGUGUGCUUCCUGUUGGUGCUGCGCUACGUGGCCGUGUGGGUGGGUGCCGAGGUGCGCACGGCCAAGCGUGGCUACGCUAUGAUCCUCUGGUUCCUCUAUAUCUUCGUGCUGGAGAUCAAGCUCUAUUUCAUCUUUCAGAACUACAAGGCGGCGCGGCGUGGAGCGGCCGACCCGGUGGCUCGCAAGGCGCUGACACUGCUGCUGUCCGUGUGCGUGCCGGGCCUGUUCUUGUUGCUUGUGGCACUAGACCGCAUGGAGUAUGUGCGCACCUUCCGAAAGCGCGAGGACCUUCGCGGCCGCCUCUUCUGGGUGGCUUUAGAUCUGCUGGAUCUGCUGGACAUGCAGGCCAACCUCUGGGAGCCGCCGCGCACCGGGCUGCCUCUGUGGGCCGAAGGCCUCACCUUUUUCUAUUGCUACAUGCUGCUGCUGGUGCUGCCCUGCGUGGCGCUCAGCGAGGUCAGCAUGCAGGGGGAGCACAUCGCACCGCAGAAGAUGAUGCUGUACCCGGUGCUCAGUCUGGCCACCGUCAACGUGGUGGCUGUGCUGGCCCGUGCCGCCAACAUGGCACUCUUCCGCGAUAGCCGAGUCUCCGCCAUCUUCGUGGGCAAGAACGUGGUGGCGCUGGCCACCAAGGCCUGCACGUUCCUCGAGUACCGUCGCCAGGUUCGCGACUUUCCACCACCCGCCCUCGCGCUUGAGCUGCAACCACCUCCUUCCCAGCGCAACUCGGUGCCGCCACCUCCGCCACUGCAUGGUCCGCCAGUGCGCCCCCACGGGCCCUCGCCCACUCGCGAUGCGCUGGACACGUGACAGGCCCCCCCCCCCCCCCCCCCCCCCCGCGGGCCGCACAGACGCUGGACUAGCUGCGCGGUUUGCAUGGGAUGGGAUGGGGCAGGCUCCCAUUUGGGACAGGGGCUGUGAAUACCUGUGCAGUGCCUGGGGUGCCGGGGCCGCGUCUGCUUCUUCAUCUCAGGAAUCUCUCGGACCACGGACCCUCAACUUCCACUCCACCGGCUCACCUUGAUGCACAGGGGCAGUUUGGUGAGGCCUGGUCCCGAGUGGAGAUGCCUCAACCUCUGCCUGCUGCUGGGCUGCCAGGGUGGGAAAGGGAGGGCUGUGUUCCAGGAGAUCUGGACCUAUGGUAGGGGCCCCUGGCUCAGAGUUUGGGGCCAAGGAGGCCUCUGUCAUUUUAAAGACUUGUGUUUACAAUUUUGUA
This is a messenger RNA of Peromyscus californicus insignis, 2559 nucleotides long. It is a transcript of the gene Tmem121, whose product is annotated as transmembrane protein 121. NCBI's taxonomy places the organism in Eukaryota, Metazoa, Chordata, Mammalia, Rodentia, Cricetidae. The record is from RefSeq and is a predicted model, not a curated record. The transcript is spliced from 2 exons. The coding region runs from base 1197 to 2153 and encodes 318 amino acids.